Molecule: messenger RNA, 1581 nt
Organism: Aaosphaeria arxii CBS 175.79
Lineage: Eukaryota; Fungi; Ascomycota; Dothideomycetes; Pleosporales
Exons: 1
Coding region: 1-1581 (526 amino acids)
Source: RefSeq, a predicted model, not a curated record
AUGCGGGGCUGCCUUCGCUGUAGGGGCUGCAUCUCCAUAAAAUGCAUCGUAUCCAUCUUCUUUAUCCUCGCCGCACUUACAACGACCUUCUUCUUCACAUAUAUCGUCUUCCCCAUACGACGCGCCUACUGGCUGGAACGAUCUUAUCAAAAUGCCCUAUCCCGCGUCGAAAUGGAUGAAUUCCUCUUCUCAGGACUCGACCUGUUGGAAAAAUCCGAACGCCGUCCUCGCGGCCUCAUCCAAGACGUCCCCCAACUCUUCUACUGGGACCACCCCUUCAACCACAUCUACUCUGGCAGUCUUACGAAAUACUUGACCUACGACGACCUCCUGAGCCUCAACUUCGACGGCACCGGCGACGAACCAGGCGCCGAAUACUGGAUCUACUUCGGCGGCACAGCACCACUCACUCCCUCAGACAAAACCCAUAUCCAAAACCUCCAACAAGAAAACACCCAACUCCCCAUCCACAAACUCCACGACGUCCCCAACCCAACUAACCGCAACACCUCCACCUUCACCCACCCCUACAUCACCCACUCCUGCCUCGACGACCCCUCCGUCUGCACCACCUACAACACCGCCUUCAACGCCAUUGCCGCACGUUGGCACUCCACCCUCUCCCCCGACGACUACGACCCCUUCCUCCCCCUCGACCCCGGAUCCUCUACCUCCCCAUCCAUCACCACGCCCGCAAAACUCCGCUACGUAAACUGCGACGUAUCCCCGCUCAUGUGCUCCACCCUCUGGGGCAUCGGCGGCGACCCCACGAUGCUGCUGCACGUGAAGCAAGGCACGCAAUGCGAGGCAAUGCUGCAGGUGUACCGCUGCCCCACCACGUGGUCGUUCAUCGGGCUGCCGAUCGACAUCGCGCCGUGGACGCGGCGCGUGCGGAUUCCGCUCGACCGCGGGGGCAGCGUGGUUGUGCCGGCGUUUCCGACCGCGGAGGAGCAGUUGUGGGCGAUGGUGAGUCAGUGGGGGGCGGAGGAUGGGAUGGUGUAUGCUGGGGAGGCGGAGAGGGAGGCGGGGGAGGUCGUGAGGAAUGUGAGGGUGGAGAUUGAGCUUCCGAAGGAGAAGGAGGUGGACGACUACGGUGAGGAGGAGGAGGGUGAGGUGAGGGAGUGGCCGGAGUAUAGUGAGUUUUUGGGGAUUGUCACGUGGGGGGCUUUGAGGGAGAGGUUGGAUAAUCCGUUUAGGAGGCCGGAGUGGCCGUUUGAGUAUCGGGUUAGGUGUUAUGUGGAGAGUUGGUUGGAUGGGUGGUUGAGGUGGUGGGAUGGGGAAGAGGCGGUUGGGGUUGCGGUAAGGGGGUGUGGGGAGAUCGAUGAGGAGGCGGAGAAAGAGAAGGCGGAUCAGAUCGCGGUGCGGAAUGUCGGGCUUAGGAUGAAGAGGUGGGCGGACGGGGCGGACCAGGAUGUGGUCAGGAAGUUUUUGGGGGUGGGUGAGGAUGUGGAUUUGUGUGAUCUGGUGGAUGGUGGCAUGUAUGAUGUUGAUGAUGAAGAGUUCUUUGAUGAUGAGUAUUCAUUUGCAUUCGCAAAUGCUACGCGCCCAAGUUGGAGAGUCAGAGAUACGGAUUACCCGUAG